This is a messenger RNA of Beta vulgaris subsp. vulgaris (sugar beet), 1353 nucleotides long. RefSeq lists its product as hypothetical. The record is from RefSeq and is a predicted model, not a curated record. Lineage: Eukaryota; Viridiplantae; Streptophyta; Magnoliopsida; Caryophyllales; Amaranthaceae. The transcript has 5 exons. Bases 80 to 1204 code for a protein of 374 amino acids.
GUUUACUUCGUAGUAUUAUAUAAGUUGACAACAAACUCUCCUGUUUUUCUGAAAAAAGGUACAGAGAAAAGAGAGGAAAAUGGGAGGAGAAGAGAAGACUAAGAAGAUUUCAGCAGCAUCAGCUAGAGCUCACACCCGCAAAUCUAAUCCUAAAUCAUUUUCUUUAGGUGUGUAUGGCAAAAUUCUUGUGGUUGUGAUUGUGGCUUGCUUGGCAUGGGCUGACAAGGCUCUCCGCCCUCCCCCGCCAAAAGUCUUAGGUUCUCCCGGCGGUCCGCCGAUAACGGCACCGAGGAUCAAGCUCAGGGAUGGAAGACAUUUGGCGUACAAAGAAUACGGUGUACCAAAUGAGAAAGCCAAACACAAAUUUAUCUUCAUUCAUGGAUUUGACUCAUGCAGGCUUCAUGCUUUUAUUGCCACUGAACUUUCUCCCGAUACGAUUGAAACCUUGGGGUUAUAUAUUGUGGGAUUCGAUAGACCCGGGUAUGGAGAAAGUGACCCGGACCCAAAUCGAACACCGAAAAGUCUUGCAUUAGAUGUAGAAGAGUUAGCGGAUCAACUUGGUUUAGGCCCUAAAUUCUAUGUGGUUGGCUACUCCAUGGGUGGAGAAGCUGUAUGGGGUUUGCUCAAGUACAUUCCUCACAGAUUAGCAGGAGCGUCGUUGGUAACACCUGUUGUCAACUAUUGGUGGUCCAAUUUACCAACGCAAUUGACGAAUGAUGCAUAUCACUACAAGCAACUUCCACAGGAUAAAUGGUCAUUGCGAGUUGCACACUAUGCACCUUGGCUAACUUAUUGGUGGCAGACUCAAAAAUUGUUCCCUCCUUCAAGUGUUAUUGAGCAUAGUCGUGAGAUUUUGUCUCGUCAAGAUAAAGAACUCAUGCCAAGAUUUGAGAACCCUGCAAAUGCGGUUUCUGUGAGGCAGCAAGGUGUACAUGAAUGCAUCCAUAGAGAUAUGAUAGUUGGAUUUGGAAAAUGGGAAUUUGAUCCAAUUGAAUUGGAAAAUCCAUUUCCAAAUAAUGAAGGAAUUGUUCAUCUUUGGCAAGGCGAUGAAGAUAUGCUUGUGCCAGUGACGCUGCAACGUUAUAUAGCUCAACAAUUGCCGUGGAUUCAAUACCAUGAGCUACCAGGGGCUGGACACUUGUUCCCUUAUGCUAAGGGAAUGAGUGAUGCUAUUGUCAAAGCACAAUUAUCUAUUGAGAUUUGAGAACUAGAGUAGUAAACAUCAUUUAUAUACCUGUUUGUUCAAAUAUGUGCUCUGAGUAAGUGAUAAGUUUGUUAUUAUCAUCUCUCUUUUUUUGAUAUAUCAUUUGCUUUGUUGACACAAUUUAUCAAUCAAGUGUGCGUCUUUGGUUA